UGGCGACAGAGUGAAGGAGACCACAGGAAUAUGACUAGCCCUCUACCGACAAACACAGCUCUUCACCCCGCCGCCUCAGAGAUGUCCAUGAAUGAGUAAGAUUCGGUUGCGUACGAUGUGUUGUCAAUGCGAUGCGGGGUAGGUGAUGGGGAGUCGAGUCUCGCGGCAUGUGCCUUAUCAUGCACUGCCUCUGUAAUCGCAGGUGUUUUCAGUGCAGAUUCAUUUUGAGCACGGGUGAAAGAGAUUUUUCGAGCCAUCAUGUAACCGCCGCGGUGGGUAACGUCACGGGGAAAAUAUUGACGAGGAGACCAGCCCGUGUGAGCUUGCGCUUUUGUCUCUACCUCUAAAAUAUGAUCACGGGCGGCUGGCGGUGUGGAAGGAAAAUAAACGCCCAGUUAGAAAUCUGCUGCGUGACCGAACCGAUCGACAAACCGUGCGCGGAGCCGGAGAAGGCGCAGAGAUGGCGCGUGAGCCUCGCAUCCCUGCUCUUUUUCACGGCGCUACUAUUCGAUCACCUCUGGCUCUGUGCGGGAGGCAAGCUCCGCUCCAGAGACCGGACUCACCGGAGGACGUGGAACAACGCGAGUCAUUACGCCCAAGAGGGCCUACGCGAUGAGGAAUGUGGGGUUCUUUUAAACAAUCUGACAGAAAACGGGCCGGAGUGCGUACAGGCUGACGCACCGCGCCGCGCGCCGCUGGAGUCCGCGUGCUCUACGCUUUACCGGCAGAAGAGCGGUUCGAUGGGCUCCUCCUAUUCUGUGCUGAUGCCUACAAUGUCGCCACAUGCGUUUUUAGAGUACUUCCGGAAUUUUAGCUUGCCAUUUUGUGACGCGUUGACAAUAGCGGACCUGCUGGAGAGCAUGACCAGUCCGGACGGGAUGAACUGCAACCUGGCCCGUGUCGUUCGUGACCUGUUCAGCGGCGGACCGGAGGACGGGGAUGUGUGCAGCGCUUGUGUUCACGCUUACAUUCGGCUCGACCAACACGCUCAGGAAAAAUAUGAGGAGUUUAACAUCCUUACGCGCAAAUAUAUGGCGGAUGACUACUCCGUGCGAGCGCACACUCGCCUGUGUCAGGCAGUGUAUAAAGCCUGGCUUUGUGCUGAAUAUUUUCCGGUUCCCCAGCGGCAAUGUGUAAGGUGGCUCCCGUGCAAGCACUACUGUGGUGAGGUCACAGCCAACUGCCCAUACAUCCUUCCUGACAACGACCGCCUGCUGUAUGCCGGCCUGCCCAGCUUUCUCUGUGCAGGGUUGGAAGAAGAGUAUUUUUCCAGUCAGGGUCCAGAUUGCUGUGAUGUCAGAUGGAGUGGGUGUGACUCGGUCGUAGGGGCUGCAUGUGCUUUGACACACCUCCCGGGCUCAUUUUCUUUGCAUAGGAGGUUAUCAUCAGGAGCGGUGUCAUGUACAAGUCGUCUCCAUGGCAGUAAAUUAAAACUGUGUGUGCUUGUUCUCUUCUUAAUACAAACUGUCAUCUCUAUAACAACUUUGCAGCAUUGCAGCACUGGCUCCUUGGAGACCAUAGUACCUCAUGAAGACGUUCCUAUGAGGGAGGAGUAAGGAACUGUAACAGUGUUUUUGUCUGCUGUUCAUGAGAUGAUCAUUUGCAAAAUGCCUGGGGAAACACAGGAAGACUCACCAAUGCUGUAGUGUGUCGGUGCUUGUCUUUUUUGAGGGUUAGAAUAUCUGGCCUGAUCUGAGCCUGUGUGUGUUUAUUUGAGUGUGUUUUUAUCUGUUUUUCAGUGUUUGGUUGUUUUGUCAGGCCUAAUCCCCACAUGUUAAAACACAGUUCAUUAAUGACAAUCUUGUUUUACUUUAGACAACAUUCAUGGAAACAAAAAUGAAUGUAUAAAGAAUGUGUGGACAAUUCUCUAAUAAAACCAACACUCUUU
Messenger RNA from Xyrauchen texanus (razorback sucker), 1888 nucleotides. It is a transcript of the gene nalf2, whose product is annotated as NALCN channel auxiliary factor 2. Lineage: Eukaryota; Metazoa; Chordata; Actinopteri; Cypriniformes; Catostomidae. Gene Ontology annotation, molecular function: stretch-activated, monoatomic cation-selective, calcium channel activity. Gene Ontology annotation, biological process: calcium ion import across plasma membrane. The coding region runs from base 351 to 1556 and encodes 401 amino acids. The transcript has 3 exons. Gene Ontology annotation, cellular component: plasma membrane. The record is from RefSeq and is a predicted model, not a curated record.